UAAAUCACUCAUCGAGGAGUAUAAAUCAAUCUUUAAGUCAUAUGAUGGAGGAAGAGUGGUAUAUAUGCUUCAACUAUUUUUGGCCUAGCCAUAAAGUUGAUCUCACUCGAUAAGGAAAGCCUUGUUUGUUUAAUUGUUUCUACAAGGAAACUUCGAAUUACAUUAUAGACUUAAACGAUAGGAAAUCAUAUGAAUCUGGAUAUGAUUGAUGGGCGAGAGACGUCUUGCUUAAGUUGUCGGAUCAAAAUUAAAAAAGAGAAUGCUAGAGUUAGAAUUGCAGUAGAUGUAUAAAAACAGAGCAAGUCUAUGCGACCCUGCCCAUGUCGAAAUAGAAAUACUAUUAGGAACGAUACAUAGAGCUAUCCCUUAUCCAAAUUGCCGCCUGUAUAUGUAUAUUUUUCUUUACGUAUCACAAACGGAAAGAGAAGAUUGAUCGACAAAAAAAGCUCUUGAACUCUGAUUUUGAAAAUUCGGAGUUUUUGUGAGAGAAACUUUCAAGAAGGAUGGAAGAACAAAGAGAAGAGUGUCGUCCCAAGAACAAAGCGAAGAGCAAGAUUGACAUAAAGAGUUUAGAUGAACAGCUACAGAAGCAUCUUGAUAGAGUAGUUGAGUUAGAGAAGAAGAAGAAGAAUGAACAAGAGAAUUACAAAGUUAUGGAGAGAGUCGGAGCUACAGAAAUACAAGAGAUACAAGAGUGGGAAAUCGAUCCUGAAAAACUAAUUAUUAAAGGGGCGCCCUUUGCUCGUGGCACCUUUGCUUCUGUUCACAAAGGUGUUUACAAUGACCAAACCAUUGCAGUUAAAGUGUUGGAUUGGGGAGAAGAGGGAGAAAGACCAAAAGCUUUUCAAAGAGAUUUUCAGCGUGAGGUUUCUGUUUGGUAUGAACUUGAACAUCCCAAUGUUACUAAGUGCAUUGGAGCAACAACUAUGAUUACUUCAAACCUAAAACAACAGAGUAAUAACAAGAAGUUAAGCAGUAAUUCUGCUUGUGUGAUUACCGAGUAUCUCUCUGGAGGUACUCUCAAGUCUUACCUCAUCAAGUUUCGUGAGAGGAAGCUACCUAUGGAGGAUGUCUUGCAACUAGCACUUGACCUUGCGAGAGGACUGAGCUAUUUGCACUCGAAGAACAUUGUUCAUAGAGAUGUGAAAACAGAAAAUCUGCUUCUUGAUAACAAUCGGAUGGUCAAGAUAGCAGAUUUCGGUGUUGCUCGUCUUCAGGCUUUAAAUUUGAGUGAGAUGACAGGCAAUACCGGCACCCCUGGAUACAUGGCCCCUGAGGUAUUGGAGUCUAAACCAUAUGACAAAAAAUGCGAUGUUUACAGCUUUGGAAUUUGUUUAUGGGAGAUUUCUUGCUGCCAAAUGCCGUACUCUAACUAUUCAUUUUCAGAAUUAACUUCAGCUGUUGUAUAUAAAAAUUUACGACCACAAAUACCUAAAAGUUGUCCAAGCUCCUUGGCCAAAGUAAUGAAAAGAUGUUGGGAUGCAGAACCAAGCAAAAGGCCGGAAAUGGAGGAAGUUGUUACCAUGUUAGAGAAUAUUGACAACUCAAAACAUCCCCACGGUUGCUUCUGCUUCUCCAUGCUGGACGGUUGACAAAGCACAUGAAUUUGGUAGAUAUUACAACUUGUAAUAUCUAUUUGUUAGCACUUAGCGUUGGCAGAUUGUGAAGGAUUGAAAAGGGUGCAAUCUUUUUGUGUGU
Argentina anserina (silverweed cinquefoil) is the source of this 1698-nucleotide messenger RNA. RefSeq names its product serine/threonine-protein kinase STY13-like. NCBI's taxonomy places the organism in Eukaryota, Viridiplantae, Streptophyta, Magnoliopsida, Rosales, Rosaceae. The record is from RefSeq and is a predicted model, not a curated record. Gene Ontology annotation, cellular component: plasma membrane. Gene Ontology annotation, biological process: protein phosphorylation. The transcript has 5 exons. Bases 504 to 1592 code for a protein of 362 amino acids. Gene Ontology annotation, molecular function: ATP binding; protein serine/threonine kinase activity.